AUGUCUGGACCCCGAGCCGCUCCCCGGACCCCCCGCCCAACAGGCGCCGAGGACCCCAAGGUGCCUCCGAACCAGCAGCAGGGCUGCCCAGGAAGGGUGGUGACCACACUGCCCCUUGUCCCCAGUUCCUUCUGGCCUGCACGUCAGGACUCCGUCACCAGCCUGCACCUCCUCCGAGAGACAGCAGCGGGGCUGGCGGAGCCCCCUGCCCAGGACACCCCGGCCCGGGGCCCCUGCUGGGAGCGGAAGGCCCUGGGGGUUUUGGAUCCUCCGCCCCUGGCCGGGGAUCCCAGGGCCAUGCUGACCCCAACUGGUCAGCGAGGACGCGGCCUGGGGCCUCCUGAGAUUUCCGCAGCCCCUCCAGCCCCACCUCGGAGGAGGCCCCGGAAGCAGUCAAACCCCCGCCAGGGCGCCGAGAAAGUGGACCCUCGGUUCGCGGGAGUGACCCUGAGGUUUCAGAUAAAGCCGGAUUCCAGCCUUGAGAUCAUCCGCAGCUACAGCCUGGCCAGCAGCAGCCGCUCUCAGGCUCCCCCUACAGGCCCCGAGGCCAACCCAGGAGGCAGCGAGGCCCUGGAGCCCAGGCGCUGUGCUUCUUGCAGGACCCAGAGAACCCCACUCUGGAGAGAUGCCGAAGAUGGGACACCUCUCUGCAAUGCCUGUGGCAUCAGGUACAAGAAGUAUGGCACCCGGUGCGCCAGCUGCUGGCUGGUGCCCAGGAAGAAUGUGCAGCCCAAGAAGUUAUGUGGCAGAUGCGGGAUGUUCCUGGGCCCCGACCAAGGCCCACCCCAGGAAGGGGACCCCAGGCAGAAGAUCCAGGCCUCAGGCCCUAGAGCCCUUGUCUCAGAGGUUCACUGGCCUCUUCCUUGGCCCCUGCUUGGCUGAGCUCCCCCUCAGGAAGUGUUCGCAGUAGGAACUCGUGCUGUUUGUGAAUAGAAUGGACAAUAAAGAGCAGAACUCCUCAGAGAA
Molecule: messenger RNA, 966 nt
Organism: Myotis daubentonii (Daubenton's bat)
Lineage: Eukaryota; Metazoa; Chordata; Mammalia; Chiroptera; Vespertilionidae
Gene: ZGLP1
Product: zinc finger GATA like protein 1
Exons: 6
Coding region: 1-882 (293 amino acids)
Biological process (GO): oocyte development; spermatogenesis; regulation of transcription by RNA polymerase II
Cellular component (GO): nucleus
Molecular function (GO): zinc ion binding; sequence-specific DNA binding
Source: RefSeq, a predicted model, not a curated record